Molecule: messenger RNA, 1955 nt
Organism: Dendroctonus ponderosae (mountain pine beetle)
Lineage: Eukaryota; Metazoa; Arthropoda; Insecta; Coleoptera; Curculionidae
Gene: swi2
Product: protein singed wings 2
Exons: 9
Coding region: 626-1936 (436 amino acids)
Cellular component (GO): plasma membrane
Source: RefSeq, a predicted model, not a curated record
GCAAAUCCCGGCUUUUCCAAUCAGUUUCCGACGAUAUUUUCACGAUUGCUGAACGCUGAUCGCUUUCGUCCGCUGCUAAGGCGCAAAAUGUUUGCAAGCCAUCGGGCUAUUAAUACUUGCUAUCCCGGAUUGAACUAAAUUCUCAUGUUUGCUCCGUCCCGCGAGUGAAAACUGUAAGCAAAUGGAAAAUUUUUCCACAUCCAAAGCCAAUAUAAUGAGCAAUUCGCCAUCGACAAAUGCAAGAGAGAAAAUUGCGCGCCGUUCCCUAAAUAUAGCCGCCGGUGAAUAGCAGAUUUCGAUGGAAUUGCAAGAGUGCAGUUGUGCAACAACACAGCCUUAAUUAGAGCUGAAUGCAGGCCCGAUGAUGGACAGAGAGACCUUUCAAAAGGACAGCGAAUCCGCCUUGAAAUGGUCGCAAUGAAAGCUAAAUCGGGCACCAUAUGGGCGAACAUAAGAAAAGAUCAGUCAAUAUUUUGCCCAUGUUUACCAUACGCAUUAAACGAUUUAUCGGGAAGGUGCAAAUUGUGGCCUCCCAUGCAAGUUUCCAGUGUUACAAUCAAUGGUUUAGUACUUUAGUUCCAUUUUGGAGGUGAUGUUUGUGUUUGGAGGGAUUUAAGCCCGGACCAUGCAAGCGAAAGGGGUGCUGUGGUGUGUUUUUGCGAAUUUUAUCGUCGCAACUGUGGCAGAAAAGCGAGCAAACUGCACCCGAAAGGACACGAAACUGUUCUGCGAAAAAAACAUCCCCAUUGACGAUUUUCCUUCGAUCACUUGGCUGAAUGUAACGCAAGUCGAUUGGGAAACGCUGGAUUUCAAUGUGGUGCAUCAAAAAUUUCCCAAUUUGCGACUGUUGAGCGUUGUUGGCACCAAUUUGACCAAAGUUCACAAGAUUACACUGCCCGAUACGCCUCUGGACCUUCGAAUUAUCCACUUAUCCAGUUUGCAAAUCACGAACUUCCCUGACAAUUUCACCAGCCACUUUCCAUUUUUGGACACUCUGAACAUAUCGGGAAACUUCUUGGGUGAAUUUCCGAAGUUUUCCUUUGCUGGGCUAGGAAGCGUGUACUUAUCAGCUAACCAAUGGAACUGCUCGAACAGCCUGGAAUGGGCACUGAAAGUAAACCGACAAGUAUUCAAGGAUUUGGAGCAGCUCAGAUGCUUCAAAAUGCCCCAUAAUAACAAGCCAGUGUUGGCUAUCGCGCAAUUUCGCAAGAUAACUCGAGACAGUUGCACCCCGAAUUGUUCCUGUCACUUAAUCAAAUGCAUCACGGACAUGGAAACGGGGGUUUUGGAGCCAAUCAUCGAAGUGAACUGUUCAUUUCGCGGCUUUGUGGAACUACCCUCAAAAUUCCCCCCCAAAACGAAAAUCCUCCAUCUAGAAGGCAACUUUAUUAAAGACUUGGACGCGUUAAGAACCAACCCAAUCUACCGCGAUGUGCUGGAUAUCUAUUUGGACAACAAUAUCGUCACUAGUAUCAACAAUCUAGAAGGUUCCUACUGGUUGACUCACCUCAGAGUGUUUUCGUUGAGGAAUAACGAAAUUACUGAGAUUCCAGCAUAUGCGAUUGAUAACGCUUUGGAGCACAACACGAACAUGCCUAAUGCUGUUAGACUAUUUUUAGGUGGAAAUCCUUGGAGAUGUGACUGCUUGUUUGCGCCAAGAUUUAAGGAAAUGCUUCAGAAAUACGCGCCACAAAUAAUCGAUCUUCGCGACAUAAGGUGUGCGAAGGACUCGGACAAUUCCUUAAUUCCUGUAAUAGAUCUUUCAAGAACAGCAGUUUGCCACUCACCCUCAGAGUAUACAAUCCAAGAAGCCUUGGAUCUACUCAACGGAGUUUUGGCGUCUCUGAUUAUUUUUGUUCUGGGCAAACUGGCGUACGACUACUAUCAUUACAAAAAGACUGGAAGGCUGCCCUGGAUUGUUACCAAAUUGCCCUAAUAAAUGUGAUGUAUAACUA